AUGGCAGGCGGUCCCGCACCUACAGGUCCUUCGGCCUCGCCUUUGGGCCAGGCUUGGGGUUAUGGCAUUGUGCUUGGUCUUGGAUUCUUGUUCGCACUUGGCAUGGUCUUCACUACAUGGGUCUUGAGACGAUACAACAAUGAGUUGCAGACUUCUGAGAUGUUCUCGACGGCCGGUCGUACGGUCAAGUCUGGUCUUGUCGCCAGUGCUGUUGUGUCUUCGUGGACCUGGGCUGCGACUCUGUUGCAGUCAAGCAGCGUGGCUUUUCGAUACGGUGUCUCUGGCCCCCUGUGGUAUGCUGCUGGUGCUACCGUGCAGAUUUUGCUGUUUGCGACGGUUGCUAUCGAGCUGAAGAGAAGAGCACCCAACGCCCAUACCUUCCUUGAGGCAGUCCGUGCCCGCUAUGGAACAGCCACACAUUUCGUGUACAUCACUUUCGGCUUGUUCACCAACAUCCUUGUUACAGCUAUGCUGCUUACUGGUGGCUCCGCUGUUGUGACGUCUUUGACCGGAGUUCCUACUGCAGCUGCUUGCUUCCUGCUCCCAGUUGGCGUUGUUAUUUACACCAUGUUUGGUGGCAUCAAGGCCACUUUCCUUACCGACUAUGUCCACACUGUUAUCUUGCUCGUCAUCAUCCUGACCUUCGCAUUCACCACCUAUGCGACCGGAAACAGGCUAGGCUCUCCACGAGCUGUGUACGAUGCACUGCAAGAUCUCUCAGCCCACACUCCGGUGGCGGGCAAUGCUGGUGGAAGCUAUUUGACAAUGAGAAGCAAAGAAGGUGCCAUCUUCUUCGUCAUCAACAUCAUCGGUAACUUUGGCACUGUGUUCAUGGACAACGGUUACUACAACAAAGCCAUCGCUGCUAGUCCUGUUCAUGCACUACCCGGGUACAUCAUUGGAGGGCUCUCGUGGUUCGCCAUUCCCUGGCUGUGCGCAACAACAAUGGGUCUCGCCGCUCUAGCUCUACAAGGAAGCGAGUACUUCCCAACAUACCCAAAUCCAAUGGCCGACGCGGAUAUCAGCGCCGGUCUUGUCUUGCCCUACGCAGCCACUGCCAUCCUUGGAUCUGGAGGUGCCGUAGCAACGCUCUUGAUCGUCUUUAUGGCCGUCACUAGUGCCUUCUCCGCUCAGCUCAUUGCGGUAUCUUCCAUCUUGACAUACGACAUCUACAACACCUACAUCAACCCCAAGGCCAGCGGCAAGCGUCUCGUUUACACAUCUCACACAUGUGUUGCAGGCUUUGGACUCCUCAUGGCCGCGUUCUCCACUGGUCUGCACUACGCUGGCAUUAGCAUGGGAUACCUAUAUCUUCUGAUGGGCGUCAUAAUUUCGUCUGCCGUCCUUCCUGCAACGCUGACGCUGAUGUGGAAGGGCCAAAACUUCUGGGCGGCCACACUCAGCCCUGUCCUUGGACUCUGCUGCAGCAUCAUCGCCUGGCUCGUCACAACCGCCAAGCUCAACGACGGCGUCGUCAACGUCGAGACCUCUGGCGCCAACAACCCCAUGUUGGCAGGAAACGUGGUGGCGCUGCUGAGCCCAGCCAUCUUCAUCCCAGUCCUCACGCUGAUCUUCGGCGUCGCAGACUACGACUGGGUCAGCAUGAAGAACAUCCGUCUCAUCGAUGAUUCCGACGUCGCGGCCGCCGCACAUGUCGAUCCCGAAGCCCUGGUCGGCCGUCACACAGCGCUGAGCCCAGACGCCGAAGCAGCCGAGCAAGCGAAGCUCCUGCGCGCGUCCAAGAUUGCAAAAUUCACCACCGCAACCAUGACGCUUGUCCUCCUCGUCCUCUGGCCCAUGCCACUCUACGGCACCGGCUACAUCUUCAGCCCCGGUUUCUUCGCCGGCUGGGUCGUUGUCGGUAUCAUCUGGCUCAUGUGCUCGACGCUUGCCGUUGGCGUGUACCCGCUGUGGGAGGGCAGGAUGAGCCUCGCUAGGAACUUUGGCGGUAUGUGGCGCGAUGUCACUGGUAAAGGUCCCAAGCGACACGGUCAGCAUAUUGAGGUUGUUGAUGGUGAGAACACAGCAGAGAGCGGGGCGCAUACCCCGAAGGAGGCAGCGGCGGAUGAGAAGGCUAUGGAGGUGAAGUAA
Messenger RNA from Ascochyta rabiei, 2091 nucleotides. Its product is annotated as urea active transporter. Gene Ontology annotation, molecular function: urea transmembrane transporter activity; spermidine transmembrane transporter activity; putrescine transmembrane transporter activity. The coding region runs from base 1 to 2091 and encodes 696 amino acids. NCBI's taxonomy places the organism in Eukaryota, Fungi, Ascomycota, Dothideomycetes, Pleosporales, Didymellaceae. Gene Ontology annotation, biological process: putrescine transport; spermidine transport; urea transmembrane transport. The record is from RefSeq and is a predicted model, not a curated record. Gene Ontology annotation, cellular component: plasma membrane. The transcript is spliced from 5 exons.